CGCCCCCCGCCGUGGCGCGCCGCGAUGGAGCCGGGCCCGGGAGCGGGGCCGGGAGCGGGGCCGGGAGCGGGGCCGCAGCGCUGGCCCCCGGCCUCCUGCGUGCUGACGGGCGCCUCGCGGGGCUUCGGGCGCAGCCUGGCGCGGCUGCUGGCCCCGCGGCUGGGCCGGGGCUCGCUGCUGGUGCUGCUGGCCCGCUCCGAGGCGCCGCUGGCCCAGCUGGCGGCCGAGCUGCGGGGCGCCGCCGCCCCCGGGCUGCGGGUGGAGUGCGUGGCCGCCGAGCUGAGCUCCCAGCAGGGGCUGCGGAAGGCGGAGGAGGCCCUGCGGGAGCUGCUGCCUUCGGCGCCGCCCGGCCCCCUGCUCGUCGUCAACAACGCCGGCUCCCUGGGAGACAUCUCCAAAUCCUUCCUCGACCUCACCGACCCGGAUGAAAUCAACACCUACUUCGCCUUCAACGUCACCUCGGCGCUUUGCCUCACCACCGCCGCCCUGCAGGCCUUCGGGAAGCGCCCCGGCUCGAGCAGGACGGUGGUGAACAUCUCCUCCCUCUGCGCCCUGAAGCCCUUCAAGAACUGGGCGCUGUACUGCGGCGGGAAGGCUGCCCGGGACAUGAUGUUCCAGGUGCUGGCGCUGGAGGAGCCCGACGUCCGCGUGCUCAACUACGCCCCGGGUCCUCUGGACACGGACAUGCAGCUCUUGGCCCGCACGAAGACCGGAGACCCCGAGAUGCGGCGGCAUUUCCAGAGCCUGCAGGAGAGCGGGCAGCUCAUAGACUGCUCCGUGUCGGCCCAGAAGCUCCUGAAGCUCCUGGAGGAGGACGCCUUCAGCUCCGGCGCCCACGUGGACUUCUACGACGUCUGAGCUGCUCUCACCUGGCCCCUCGUCUGCGUGCUUUGCUUUCUUACUUCUGUCAGCCGAGCUGCCCCUUGAGUCGGGGCUUUUCCGAAGGAACGGGCACGGGGGCUUAGAGCUCUCCUGUGCAGGCACGUGUGCGAGCCGGGGAGAUAACGGGGUGCGUGAGGGCAGCUCGGAGGGGAAGGAGCCCCCAGAAGGUCUGGAGGAGCUCCCCAAGCCAUCCCCUUGCCCUGCAGGAGCUGUGUGCUCAGCAUCUGAGCACGUCACCAAAGCCCAGAAGAGCUGUGGCAGGGCAGAGGAGAUGGCUGUCACCCCCUGACUUCCCUAUCUCACCAGAGACCCUCCUGCAGCUCGGGGGCUCUCUGCACAGCCCGGAGGGUUUGGGAGCAGAGCCGAGCCUCUCCCGGUGCUGCUUGCAGGCAGGGAGCUGCCAGGAGAGGGAGCUGCCUGCGCGGGAGAUGCGAACACCGGGGUGCCUGCCCGGGGCUCCGGCUGCACCAACCUGGGCACAAGCACAGCCCUGGGCGAGGGUUUGAUCACUGCCCCGAGUUUGUGCCCUGCUCCUGUUUGAACGGGUCCAGGCCUGGGGCUGGGGCUUGAGCCUGUCCUGGGUUGUUCUUUUAGUUAUUUGUGGGCUUUUAUCCUCGUUUUUCCAUCAGGUUCCAUAAGCUGUAAGCCCACCCCUUGUAGUGACAGAGGCGGGACAAGCACAGCGCUGCCGGCGAGGCUGGCACCCCCUGCCUGCCCCAGAAACACCCAGUGUCCCUCCCAGCUCCGUGACAGCAACCUUCUGCCACCCUGUUCUUGCAGCCCUGCAUUCCAAUGUUAUUUUUCUGUCUACCUGCAUCUACAAUCAUUAAAAGUUUCCUGUCUGGUCUGGA
This is a messenger RNA of Cygnus atratus (black swan), 1733 nucleotides long. RefSeq names its product sepiapterin reductase (gene SPR). Gene Ontology annotation, molecular function: sepiapterin reductase (NADP+) activity. Gene Ontology annotation, biological process: tetrahydrobiopterin biosynthetic process. The record is from RefSeq and is a predicted model, not a curated record. The coding region runs from base 25 to 858 and encodes 277 amino acids. NCBI's taxonomy places the organism in Eukaryota, Metazoa, Chordata, Aves, Anseriformes, Anatidae. The transcript is spliced from 3 exons.